AUGAAGAAGAGAAGAAAAAACAUCGCGCUGUUUGGCUUGAGCGCAAACCCAGUGACGGACAGAGGAGGUCACGGAGAAAUUGUCAAGGCUUUGUUAGCGAUGGAAAGGAUUAAAACGAAUGGUGACGACGACGACGAUGACGACGACAAAUUGUACGACGAAGUGUGGGUCGUGCCGGUGUACAGACACGCGUUUGAAUCCAAAAAUGACGCGAUGCUGAAAACGAAAAUGCCAAAUUUUCAGCAGCGAUGCGAAAUGUGCGAGAAACAGUUCUCGAUCCCCGGAGAAGGAAAAAACUCUGUGCAAAGGGUCAAAGUGAGAAGAAUCGAACUCGAAGCGACUGAGUGGAAGAGGAAAGUAACCGGAGACGCAAACGCGACUAUUGUAGGGACGUUUGAGUUGUUGGACUAUUUGAGAAACGUCUACGAGAAGGAAAAGGAUGACUUUGAAAAGAGGAACAUCGAGUAUACGUUCGUGAUGGGCAAAGACGCGUACGACGAUUUAAUUGGUGGUAAAUGGAUACGCGGAGACGAGAUUCUGAAAACGACGAAUCUCGUCGUCGUUCCUAGAAUCUCGUCGACCGCACCUACGACGGCAACGGCAACGCCUACGAUGAUAAAAGAAGCAAAGUCCGUUGUUUUCCUUGAUAAUAUAUCAGGCCUGAGAGACGUUUCGAGCACUGCUGUUCGAGAGGCCAUCAGUAGCGGAAAUAAACCAUCGACCAUCGAGGAAUUGAAUCCUUUCGUCGCCGAAUUCAUAGAAGAGAAUAGAUUGUACAAAUAG
This is a messenger RNA of Bathycoccus prasinos, 783 nucleotides long. RefSeq lists its product with no specific name. Gene Ontology annotation, molecular function: nicotinate-nucleotide adenylyltransferase activity. Gene Ontology annotation, biological process: NAD+ biosynthetic process. The record is from RefSeq and is a predicted model, not a curated record. Bases 1 to 783 code for a protein of 260 amino acids. The transcript has a single exon. NCBI's taxonomy places the organism in Eukaryota, Viridiplantae, Chlorophyta, Mamiellophyceae, Mamiellales, Bathycoccaceae. Gene Ontology annotation, cellular component: cytoplasm.